Dinoponera quadriceps is the source of this 3683-nucleotide messenger RNA. RefSeq lists its product as uncharacterized. Lineage: Eukaryota; Metazoa; Arthropoda; Insecta; Hymenoptera; Formicidae. Bases 1 to 2187 code for a protein of 728 amino acids. The record is from RefSeq and is a predicted model, not a curated record. The transcript is spliced from 9 exons.
AUGGGCAAGACAAGAGGAAAGUUUUUGAAUAAGGACGAAGUCCCUAAACCAAAACGAAGACGUCGCAGGAAAGAUCUCGACGAUAUGCACUCGAGGAUCUCGAAAAUAAAGAGAAAGUCGAAAUUAUUACGCGCGGAUUAUUACAAUGUCGAACGACAUAUUCGUACCUUCCAUGAACCACAUUGUUACACGGAUGUAUCUGAUGCAAAGAAGGAUAAAGUAGAAAAAAAUUGCAAUGAAAAUUGGCACAGCAAGCCGAUACUGUCAAAAAUCCACAACAAAUAUAUAAAGCCAGUAUAUGCAGGUAUAUUCAGAAAUGGCACAAAGAGUAAAACUAUCAAGAAAGGAAAAUAUGAAAAUGUGGUCUCUAAAGCCAGAUUAGCAGGAGAUGUGUUGAAACUUUUCGAUGGAGAAACAGAAACAAUACACGCAUUAAGAAACACAAUGGAGGAUAAAUCUACCAAUCAAUUAUUUGAUAAAGAGUCGGUGGAAAAUAAUUCAGAAGAAUCGCUACAUAUUCCGGAAAAGAGUCCUGUAUUAGGAAGGAAACAAAGUAAAAGUCGGAAGGAACAUUUGGAAGAUACUUCUAUGCAGAAUAAAGAGAUGGAAAUUCUAUUUGAACCAAUUGAUAUUCCUGAGGUCGUUAUUAUUUGCAAUUCUGAGACAGAAAAAAUGAUGGAGGAAAAAGAAAAGGCCGAAGAGAAAAGAGAAAUAACAUAUUUGGAAUAUAAUAAAAAUACACUUCGCAACUCGGAGAAACGUGAUUUUCUCUCGAAAUUAUGCCAAAAAGUGUGCGACGAAUUGAAAAAUGUACUAAUUAAAGCAGAAGAUCCUCUUUUAGUAGCGCGAAGGAAGCUGAAGGAUAUUUGCGAUUGUCCGGAAGUAAAACCGCCCAAAACAGCUGAAAAAUCGUCAAAUUCAAGAUCGCCUGAGUUAUUUGUAUUAUCGGAACAUCAGACUUACGUACACUCCAGUGAUUCGCAGCCAUCUAUCAUCCAGUUUCUGAAGAAUCGUAAAGCCAUUAGUUAUCCUUCGAAAAGUGGUCGAUAUAAUGGAGAGAAUUUCACCGAUUUCAGCAUCGCUCGGAUAACGUCCGCAGAUUUUCAUCCAUGGCGGGACAAGAGACACUUCAACGCCUCAAUCUCACAGAGUGAUAAUUUGAAAUUGCCACCGAAGAAACUAUUUUCUCUAAGGUCUCAAGAAGAAACCUCAACGCAGCUGGACGACGGAGAAGUUAUCACUAUUUACGACAGUGACGAGCCGAACGAUACAUCUGAGAUAUAUCCGAAGGCGAUAGACAGACCCCGGUCAAGUAACGAGGAGAAGUUUUGCGAGAAGGAUUUCGUUAACAUGUUUCGAAAUCUGCCGACACCCAGCACGGUGAAUCGACGAUUCUCUCGAAGGCUGAAGGUGCCGGAAUUUCGAACGGAAUCGAUGAAAGUAGAGACGAAGUCGGGAAUAUUCGAGAAGCCCAGUACAGACCUGUACAUCGAUGAUUCGAAGAACAGAGAAGAAAACGAAAUUGUUCGAUUCCGCGAUACGGCAUGUUUGCAAAAUCCCCUCGAUAUGUUAACCGAAGCAGCGACAAUGAUCGAGAAUCAGCCUCCACCGCGAACUGUGAACGUAUUUAUGGACACAUACGUUCCUAUUCAUUCAAGUUGCUACAACUCGUCCAGCUAUCAACCUUCACCGUUUUUCUCUUUACACGACAAAAACUUCCCCUCGAACUUCAACGUAGAGCCAGCAAAGGUAAAAUACAGGAUUAGAAAAGUGUCUCGUCGCGAAGACGAGCAUACCUGUCUCAAUCGUUCCGACUGUUUGCACGAAUGUAACAUCUCGCAAGCGUGUCAGAAUCACGCGGAAGCCGCACGGGCGACAAUGUUGACGACUGGAUGCUUGUGUGUCCCGACAUGCAACGGUGACAUUAAUCCACAGAAAAGUGUGGGUCACUUGGGUGUGAUACCACUGGUGGUAGGCCAUGUUCCGUAUACGUGCCCGCAACAGCUCGAGGAUCGUCGUCAAGUGGUGCAUCUGCAAAAUUUUAGUCAACCUGUCAAGUAUUACGCCUUGGACGUGAAUGGCGUGAACGCCCGUAAAAUGCCGGUGUACGCGAGCGAUGGUGUGUGCGAGUGUCGCGACCACCGCAGACAUCAUCGUAUCAUUGCGUCCUACGAUAAACGGGAAUGAGCGUGAUCUACGUUAAUCUCGCGAAAUGUCAUGAGAUAAGGAAUAAUAAUACCGAUGCGAAUAAGUGUAAUGCCGUGUGAAAUUAAUCCGGAAUCUUUUCAACUUAGUGCUUUCAUUAAAACCUGCGCUUUUUGUUCGUGAAUUGUGCAUUCUGUACAUACUGAUUGCCUUUAUCAAACGGAUAUUGCAGUAUAUUUCUGCCAUUUGUCGCUGUGAACCCUAAUUUGGUAACUUGAAACACAUUUCAGAAAAUUGGAAGAAAAAACUAAAUGUGUACUCAUUCUUAUAUAUUUAAUUUGGGUUUUCUCCUUUUUUUUUUCGUAUAAUAAAUCAAUGCUAAUUCGUGCCGCAUUGUGUAUUUGGAAUAAUGUCGAUAUCUUCUUUCGCUUAGUUAGUGAAAAAUGAAACAACAAAAACAAGGUAAAUGGAAACAUAUAAUAAUUUCCUUCAGUUCCUCUGAGAGUCUCUUUUUUUUUCAUAUUCAGUUCUCCCGGCUUUGGUAGAUCUAUUAAGCCUCGUUCUUUGAGCUAUUCGCUUCCGCACAUUCACCGUCAAACCAUUCAUUCUUUAUACGCCUGUUCUCGUGCCGGUCGAAUGAUGUCGUUGCAACCCCGAUUGAUAGGUGACUCGAGGAUCUGCCAUUACUUAUUUAUGUCUCUCGUUAUUCACGCAUUCCUGCGUUCGGUUCCUCGUCACUUUCUCCUCAUAACAUUGACACAUACUUUAGGGUCUUUAAGUUUCUGGAUCCUGAGCUUAGGAAUCUUGGUGACUUGAGUUGCCUUCUAUAUUGGCAUGGUAAAGCCAAAAUGACCAACUUUGGAAUAGCUCGGAGAGCUAUAACUUCACACAGAUUGCAAAGGAAUGUUUCGCUUCUUGACAAUCUCGUAACAGAUUAGACAAUCACGACGGUUUAUUCACCUAUUUAUAAAUUUUUCGAGACACAUAUUCCGCGAAGCUAAUUCCGAUAGAUUCGAAUGUAUAAUUUAAACACAUGGUAUUGCCAGAGCUCAUAAAAACGAUGAAAUAUUUGUUGACAGUUUGUAGGCACCGCUAUAAGAUAAAUCAUGUGACAAUAAGUGAGCCUUUAAGAAGUUUAAUUUUAGUGCCCAAGCCGCUGGCUUAUAUGCCUAACUUUCCAAAAUUAAGGAAUUUCCAAAGUUGAUCAUUUUGGUUUUUGAGAAACUUAAUAGUAAUAUAAGUAAUAAUAAAAUAUGAUAUAGUAAUGUUCUAAUUAUUUUAUAAUGUAAUGAUUUGAUAAAGAUAAAUCAGGUGAAAUGGAAAGAUAUAUUAUUAAUUACUUAAAUUUAAAUAUUACUUAAACAUAAACUUAAAAAUUAAAGAUAUAUUAUUAAUUACUUAACAGUUGAUGGUAACGAAGAAGCGUUAAUGGUGUUGUUAACGUGAAAUUACUUGACGCUAAAGUUUCAUAUAUUAUUUGUAACACAUGGAUUAAUCGUAAUAAACUCCUUGAUAGAAUUUACUUUGCGAAACCUUUG